Molecule: messenger RNA, 5556 nt
Organism: Lepisosteus oculatus (spotted gar)
Lineage: Eukaryota; Metazoa; Chordata; Actinopteri; Semionotiformes; Lepisosteidae
Gene: tmem33
Product: transmembrane protein 33
Biological process (GO): membrane organization; endoplasmic reticulum tubular network organization
Cellular component (GO): membrane; endoplasmic reticulum
Source: RefSeq, a predicted model, not a curated record
GGACAGUAAUCACAGCCGGACCAGUUCAACCUCGCCAUAUUAUUAUCCAUUACUCUGCUGCAUAAUUUCCGCUUUCAUCUGAGGAGGUAUUAUAAACUGUCAUUUUCUGUUGGGCUUCUGAUUCAAGUCCAAGGACCUUGAUUAUUCAGAAAAAAACAUAGCAGGCUUUCAGCCGACUGGAGUCAUGAUGCCCUUUUGAAAGUGAAGCUUAGGCCCCGCGUUUGCAAAACGCCUGUUACAGAUCAGAAAGCUUGGGGCUCUUUUUCUUUGAGGGUGCAGCAGAGUUUCGGCGAUGGCAGACACAGAGAACAGGAGCCCUCCCCCCCAGGUCGGGCCUGUGCAAUUCAUGUUGAGCAACAAGCUGGAAACUGCCAUGUGGCUCUCACGGCUUUUUACUGUGUACUGCUCCAUUCUGUUCAUUCUUCCAGUCUUGGGCAUCCAGGAGGCAGCUAGUUUCUAUCAGCGUGCCUUGCUGGCCAACGCCCUGACCAGUGCACUCCGGCUACACCAGAGGCUACCUCACUUCCAGCUCAGCAGAGCGUUCCUGGCCCAGGCCUUGCAGGAGGACAGCUGUCACUACCUGCUCUAUUCCCUGAUACUCGUCAACUCCUACCCGGUGACCAUGAGCAUAUUCCCAGUCUUCCUGUUUUCUUUGCUUCAUGCGACCACUUACACAAAAAAGGUUCUAGACACAAUGGGCCCCACAAGUUUGGCCUUUGUGAGGAGAUUUCUGGAUAAACUCACAGCAAACCAGCAAAAUAUUCUCAAGUUUAUUGCUUGUAAUGAGAUCUUCUUGAUGCCUGCGACAGUCUUUAUGCUCUUCAGCGGCCAGGGCAGCCUUCUCCAGCCGUUCAUUUAUUACAGGUUCCUCACUCUGCGCUACUCUUCUCGAAGAAACCCGUACUGUCGGACUCUGUUCACAGAACUUAGGAUUCUACUUGAACACCUGAUAAUGAAGCCGUCCUGCCCUGCGUUGGUCAGAAGAAUGUGUCUCAGCAGUAUUGCCUUUGUUAGCCGUUUGGCGCCAACUGGAGCAUAAUUCUGCCAGUUUUGGGGAUCUCUUUAGGGAUUGACAAACACUUCGAAUAUUCGCAGCAGCUGGUGUAUUCUGCUAAUUGCUGUCUGUAGCUAAUAAUGGUAAUGCACAAUGCACUGAACUGUCAAAUGAGGUAGCCUCCUCUCCACUCCUCAUGUCUUGUCAGAUCUCAUUUUAAGUGUCUUAAGGUCAUUAUGGUUCUGGUCAGCCCUUCUGAGACUUCUUCUUUCUUAAAGACUCAGUGAGUGUCUUUUUUUUUGUGAAAGGAUUAACACAAGUUGUUUUAAAAAAAGAUUUUCUCUUUUGAUCUUUUUUAUGUAUUUAUUGUAAUUGAAUACAUUUGAAUAGUUUAAAAUUGGUUCCAGUGUCCUGAGGCCUCUGAAAAACCUUCACUGUUUAAGUCACUGUCCUUCCUAUCAGAAUGAUCAUACUGUUUGGACACAAAGCUUUCAUACUGUUUGAUUUGUUUGCUGUUUUGUCACAUAACAUUGAUGAAAUACUCUAAAGAUAAUUUAAGUAGAAUUUGAAAGAUUUCCUAUAUAUAUGUAUGGUGUUUGAGGUAUAUAUACAAAUCUGACCUUUAAUCUUUUUUUUUCUUAAAUUACCAACUCUGUUUUCAGGCAUUUAUAAUACAGUAAGUGUUAGUUUUGUAUAAGGAAGUCCACUUGAGUUGUUUUCUAUUCCCAGCUGGUUUUGUAUCCAAAUGCAGUUUUUCCUACUGCAGGCUAGAGCUGUAUCUGUCUGGACCACUAAUGGGAGAAGCCAAAUACCUUCUGUUAUUCUUCACAGAAGUACUUACAAAUAACUAUAAUGUAUGUCACUUGAAAUACUAGUGAUGCAAUAUUCACAGCGAGGAAAAGCUAAAAAUCGUUUCUUUUCUAAUGUCACAGUGGGUGUUUGUAGUCAGCUUACAGCAGUAGUUUUUCUUGUUUAACUCAGCCAGUGACACUCUGGACUCAGCAUACAAAGGGGACUAAUGUAAUGCUUAGGUAGUGCAGUCACGCUGCCUUGUUAGAAAUGUAAUUAUAGCAGUUUGUUUGGUUGAGAGCAUGCUGUUGUUUUAUUUGGGCAUAGGUAAGCCAUGUGUUCUGUCUACAAUAGAAAACCUCCAGGUACAAAAUGUAGAAAUUAAAUGCAAUCUAAUUUAAAAUUCCUAUUUAAUUGAUGUAUUUUAUAACUUGACAGAUUGAUUAUUUAUCAGCUUUUCAGCAAGCUGUUCUAGCAGUUGUGGGCGUGGCUGCAUGAACUGCUGUUGUACAAGGCAUCUCUUUUCUUCUCUGUCUUUCAUUGUGUCUCUUUGUCUUGUUUUAUGUCAUUCUUCUGAAAACAGAAUAAACGAAUGCUGGAAUUACUUGUGUGAUCAGGUCCUUCUGAAAAUCUGGAAAGUGUUAACCACGGCCCUAUGGAAAUGUUUUCAUCGACGUAAUUUGUGGUUUAUCUGCCAUUUUUGUUCUUAUAGUUUCUGCUAAACACACUUCCUGCUUUUUGACAAUAUAAUCUUUCUUGAUCACUGUAAUGCAUGUUAAACAUAAACAUUGUGCCUGUGUUUCUCAUGGAGAGCAAGCUGGGGUAUGUGAAAAACACAAAUUCCUAAUACAAGAAAUUGUAUGUGGCUAAUAAAGUAAUCUUAUCUUAAAAUAGCUAAACUAUAAGAAUAAUUUGCUAAAACACUUAUUCUUGCAAGUGAGAGUGUUUGAGGGGGAAUUGCAGACUGAAAAUUCCAACACUGAGAGCUCAGGUCGGUGCAGAUGUGUUUCAAAGCACUCCACUGUUGAUUGUAAUCUGUGAUUGUGGCUCUGAACAAUGUGUCUAGUUCACAGAUAUGGUGCUUUGCUAAUACACUGAUGCAACAUGGCAGAAGCAAAUCAAUCGCAAAGAAAGCCUAUUGUGCUUGUUGCAUUGUGCUGUAGCUGGUGUGUGUUUGAGUUUAGUUGAGUGUGUCUAUCUUGCUGCUGAACUAGGCCUUUAAAAGAAGUGCUGUCUGUUACUGGAUGCUGUGCUAGUACACUAAUGAGCACUAUGCUUUGUUUCACUCUUCUAAACUAGUCUAAUAGUUCAUUAGUACUUGACUAAUAAUCUUGUUCUCCAACGUUUGAAACCCUUUCAGUCUGACUUAAGGUAAUAAACACUGAAGCAGCACCUGUUAAUGCUGCAAACAGUAUGGCAUCUAGUGUAUGCUCUUCGGUGUUGUAAAUCAUGGCAUUAUGCUUCUUUGGCUGGAGAGCUUGGCAUAUCUGGUGCUGCCUUUAAAUGGCUUAAAUUACACCUUGCUGAAUAUCCCCAGUUUAGUUUUCUUUAUUAUAUUACUUCUGAUGUGUUACAUCUGGAGUUCCAUGGGGCUCAGAACUGGGCUCUCUGCAAUUUAGUAAUGAUGUUUUCUCCCUUGGUCAAUUAUGGGGUAAACGUGGACUGAAUUACAGUUUCUAUGCAGAUGAUAUUCAGAUCCGUGUUCACACUAAACCUAGUACUCAGGUUAAAAUUUAGAUAAAUGCCAACAAUAUUAUUGGGUUCCUCUUUUGCGAUACGUAAAACCAGAGCUACCACCAUGUCAUGGGAUAAUGCUGCGCUUGAUAUUCAAUCCAAUCCAAUCCAAUACGCUGUUUGAUCCUGGGUUGAUUUUGGAUAGCAUUAGCAGAAUAUUGUCGAGUUAGAGACAUAUUGCCUUGUUGUGUACUAUUCUGUGUGUGUAGCAGUUCAAUCUUUAAAAAAAUAAAUUAAUGAUUACUCCUACGUUUUACUAACAGGACUCUCUAAAACAUCUCUGGAGUUGCAAUAUGUUCAAAGUUCAGCCACUAUGCUCCUAAGGAGGCCAUGCAAAAAUGAUUAUAUCACUCCUGUCUUUGAGUUGAGUCCUUACCAGGAUUCCUGUCAGCUUUUGAUAUGAUUUUAACAUACUUUUGCUUAUGUUCAAGGCUUUUAAUGGCUUGGGCCCCCUGUAUAUAUACCAUUUAUAUAGCCAAUAUGUUAUCUGCUUACUCCCCUCAGAAAGGUUUACUAUGUGUUCCUGCUGUUGACUUACACCAGGGGAGUCAGACUGAGUUCUUGGACAGGUUAGAGCCCUCCUGUUUUUGUUCCUUCAUGAGCUCUGUCACACACUGGGUCUAAUUAAUUACCUGCAUAUGUAAGUAGAAUACUUGUAACAUGGUUACUGUACCUUUAACGAAGUGAGUGUUUUGAGUGAGCAACUGAAAAAUGACCUGGAGUUACAUCCUGUAUGUGUUGAAGAAGAUAAUUAGGUGAAUUUGUUUAAUUGACUACUCGGGCAGGAAGAAUAACAAGUAGACAGUAGGACAAUGGGUUUAAACUCAUACCCUGGAAGUCCUUGUGUGUUUGGGUUUUGAUUCCAACCUGAGAAGUGAAUGAAACGACCUGAUUAUUUUCUAAAACGAACAAGAUUUUUCUUGGGGUGUUUUACAGUUGGUUGCACAAUACCGUCACUUCGUUAAUGUUUUACACUCAUGUGGCCAAUUAAAAUAAUUAAACCAACAAUCUUACCGAGAACAGGGGUAGAACAAAGACCAAUAAGCACUAGGCCCACCAGGAGGUCAAUUUUAGAUCCCUGCCCUGCACUCAGUGGAUCCUAUUCCAAAAAGCUUAGGAUCUUUGCCAUAUUGGGUGCUUUUAGCCCAAGCUUUUUUGAAUGUUUUGCAUCUGAUUUUUUUUGUUGGACUUGUAAUUUUCUUUAGUUUUGUUUCAUGCAUUCUGAAUCUCCUCGCGGUGGUUGCUUUUAUAGAUGCUGUAUGAAAUUAUUCAUUACUAUUCCUUCACUGAAUCACCUCACCCUCUGUAACCCACUUUAAAAGCUGGUAAAAUUCACCGUGUGAAGCUUGUCUUUAUGGUGCGACCAAGUGGGGUAGAUAGUCAGAUCCAUGCCAUAGUUUAAGGCUACCCUUCCAGUCCACUGCACUUCUGAUCUUCACCUCUUGUUUUAAAGAUGCUAGUGGAUUAACCUUUAGUACUGUGAGCUGCCUUGGGUUAUGACAUUUUGAAGAUCAUAUUUCAAGAUCAUAUUUUAAAAAAAAAUGUUUUCAGAUCCUGCGUCAUUUUUUUUCUACCUCUUCACAUUAUGGAAAUUAUUUUUGUAGCUGAGAACCAUGUAAUAUUGAAACAAGGAAAUCAAAUCAUGUAUCAAUCAAGAUUGAUAAAGAUAGCACUAUUAUGAAUCACGGAUGUAAUCAGUAUUGAUGUAUCGUUCCUUCAGUCAGAAGGUGUGAAUACAGUACGUCUUGAAGAAAUACGUCCUGUGCAUGAAGAGAAAAGUUCCCUGUCUCUGUAUAAUUCUGCAGUGAAAGUCUUCAGCAGAUAUCAGUGAUAGUGCUAGUAACUUGAAUGACCUUGUGUCGCGUGUACUGAGUUUGAUACUAGCUUUCGCGUUUUUAUCCAGUCUGGCGGCUGAGCUGUGGGUCUCCUGAAAAGGACUGCUGUGAUACAUACAGUACAUCUGGGAGUCUUAAGCUGUCUGACCUGGUGGUGCCUGUGCUGUAAAUUAUCACAAUAAAUUGAAAAAAAAAAUGUAUUUU